CACUUGAGCACACCCGAGCGUAGCGGCGAGCGGCGAGCGCGCAAGUUCUCUGUUUUUUUGGAGUGGUGGUCAGAAAUUUUGUGCAUUCUUGAAGUUUGGUGUCCCGUAGUGUAUGGUUUUGUUCUUCUUUCUGUGUAACUAUGCUUCGUACUCAGUUGGGUACGUGCGUAUGCAUCCUCCGAAGCUGCACCGCGACCACCUUGUCGCGCGUCGUGCGACACAAACAUAUCAAGACGCGAAAUCCAAUCAAAAAAGUUCGACCUCUUGCAAUCGUUCAUAAAGAACCCGAGGACGGAAUCAUGUUCAGGAAAGUAAAACUGGGAACCGACGAUCCUUCGGAACCUUACGAUGAAGAUGCCGAAGACGUUCUCAACAGACCCGAAGAAUAUUACGAUCGUCAUCAGGAAGAGCUCCGGUGGCAAAAGAGAAAGGCCAAAAAGAGCAUAAUACUCCGCAAGUACUUCAAAGUGCCGCCAGAAACUAACUUGCUUACGUGGGCGGCAAAGCAGCAGAUUCAUCAUCUUCAUACCCUGGACCCUGAAGAGUGGAGGCCCGAACGUAUCGCAGAGUGCUUCCCAAUAAGUGUGCAGGGAGCAAGGAAGCUUCUCAAGACCCAGUUCCUCGACGCCACGCCCGAGAGGAUUCGAGAGCACGACCUCGGGGUCUCGCUCAAGUGGAAGGCCCUCAAGGAAGGCCGCUUCGACGACAGGAUCUCUCCGGUCACGAGGCAGCUGUACCUGGAAGGCAAACUCAGUGAGGACCACUCUUACGGCAACAGCUCGCUACCGACGCCCCCGCCGGCAGAUGUGACCAGCAGACAGCUCCGCGUGCAGUCCAGGCACAACCGGAAACCUGGCGAAUUCAGCAGACUCAUCUCGGGCUACCUGCACCUCAAAAACAAGGAGGAGGCUUCCGACGCAGACGUUCCAAGGAGUGAGCCGCCGUAUGAAGACAGGCACCUCAAAGACCUUGAGUCGGCGACGACGCUGAAGUCGCUGAAGCGCCACGGCUCGCAUGUCCGCUUCCAGGAGUACAAGGAUGCGGCGCUUGAGAAAAUCGGCUCCGAUCCGGAGAUUGAGGGCGAGUGGUCGGCGUGGCUGCAAGAGAGGGGCAUAAACUCGCAGGCGAGCGAAGACGUAGUCGACGUUCCGAACGUUGAAGCCUUUGUAGAGUCUUCGGCGCCAAUCUCGGAGAGCCAACCGGGGUCGGUCGACGAAAUGUUUGAUAUCUACAGGGACAGGACGCUUGAGAGGACUCUUCCGGAGAACGCCCGGAAAGACCUCGAGUACCCGCUGACUGGCGAGGCACCGUUUGAGAGGCAGAUCAAGAUACCGCCGCGUCUGAGGAAGAAAAAUACCGCAUCAAUGUAUCGCGUGGGCAAGUGUUACUACGACGAAGAUGGCGAGAUCCUCUUCAAGGUUCCGUAGGCUGACUUCGAAGACUGACGGGCAUGUGUAGAGCUGUACAGCUUUCCGUUUAUUUAACGGCAAAAAGUAUAUAAAUUACCUACAAAAAUACUA
This is a messenger RNA of Ixodes scapularis (black-legged tick), 1520 nucleotides long. RefSeq lists its product as uncharacterized. The record is from RefSeq and is a predicted model, not a curated record. Bases 141 to 1427 code for a protein of 428 amino acids. Lineage: Eukaryota; Metazoa; Arthropoda; Arachnida; Ixodida; Ixodidae. The transcript has 3 exons. Gene Ontology annotation, cellular component: nucleus.